Sphenostylis stenocarpa is the source of this 942-nucleotide messenger RNA. The record is from the annotation of a GenBank genome assembly. Lineage: Eukaryota; Viridiplantae; Streptophyta; Magnoliopsida; Fabales; Fabaceae.
AUGUCCAACUUCUUUCUCUUUACCUUCAUCAUCAGCUCUGCCCUGUGUCUUCUUUAUGCAUCUGCAGAACUCCAGAGAUUUGAACACUCUCCUAAACAUGAUGAUGCUCUUAGCUUCUUGGUGCUUGGUGACUGGGGAAGAAGAGGCGCUUACAACCAAUCAAAAGUUGCUUUCCAGAUUAUAGCGUCUGCUCUUCUACAUAGCUCUUUUAUGCAUCUUCUAAUGCAUGAAAAAAUGAACAUGCAGAUGGGAAAGGUUGGGGAGAAACUUGAUAUCGACUUCGUAGUUUCCACUGGGGACAACUUUUAUGACAAUGGACUAUUCAGUGAACACGAUAACGCUUUUGAAGAGUCAUUUACCAAAAUCUACACAGCAAAAAGCCUGCAAAAGCAGUGGUAUAGCGAGCUGGCUGAGAUUUUCUUUGUAGACACCACUCCUUUUGUUCAAGAGUACUUCACUGAACCACAGCAACACAAGUACGAUUGGCGGGGCAUUGGACCACAAGAACCUUAUAUUACCAACUUACUCAAGGACCUGGAUCUGGCACUGAGGGAAUCAACAGCAAAAUGGAAGAUUGUUGUUGGUCACCAUGCCAUUAGAAGUGUUGGGCAUCAUGGGGAUACUCAAGAACUUGUAAAGAAGCUGCUCCCAAUCCUUCAGGCAAAUAAUAUUGAUUUUUACAUGAAUGGGCAUGAUCAUUGCCUUGAACAUAUCAGUGACACAGAGAGCCCCAUUGAGUUCCUGACUAGCGGGGCAGGGUCGAAGGCUUGGAGAGGAGACAUCAAAGGAAUGGAUGGAAAGGGCCUAAAUUUCUUCUAUGACGGACAAGGCUUCAUGUCCGUUAAAUUGUCUCAGACUGAUGCUACCAUUGAGUUCUAUGAUGUUUUUGGCAACGUUUUACACAGAUUGGCUUCUUCAAAACUGCUACAUUCUUCCAUGUGA